UCCAAUUCCAGCUGGAAAAAGGAUUCUUGUUUUUAAACUUAGUACUUUUAAAUGCAUUCAUCUUUUUCCUAAAUAGUGUUGAAAAUGGAUAAUGCAGUAGAAAAGGAUGCUGAAUCUUCAAGCAAAGAUUUCCGGAUAGAUUGUUCUACAACCCGAGGUUUGCAGAACAUUAUGAAUACUGUUGGUAAAUAUGUCGCAGAAAUGAGCGAUUCGGUGGUCGAAUUACCUGAAGAAAAAGAGGCUUUUACCAGGAGGUUUUUAGGAAUUUUCAAAAGUUCUCUGCAAGAAAACGUGACAGUGAAUGGACUGCCGUGGAUUCCCGACAAGCACGCCCUCUCUUCGCACGAAAAGGAAGAGGAAGAGCACAAUCAAAAGGAAGUGUUAGUCUCCAGACUCUGCAAAUCUAUUUCGGACGUCGGUCAAAAGAGGAAAACAUUCCCUCCGCAGGGCCGAAAAGUCCUGGCCAUGAAGCAUCAACAUGCUUUGGAAAAUUUGCUUGGCAUUAUGACUUUCUAG
Molecule: messenger RNA, 516 nt
Organism: Uloborus diversus
Lineage: Eukaryota; Metazoa; Arthropoda; Arachnida; Araneae; Uloboridae
Exons: 3
Coding region: 85-516 (143 amino acids)
Biological process (GO): mitotic sister chromatid segregation
Cellular component (GO): MIS12/MIND type complex; kinetochore
Source: RefSeq, a predicted model, not a curated record